AAUAUUUGCAAAAAAACUCAGUCUCCAGCAGGUCAAAAGCACGAGUUCACUUUUUAAAAAACCCUGAAAUGAGGGAAGUCUGAGGUUACCAAACUUGAGGCUAUCAAAAAUGUAAUAUACCCUUCACACCCAAAUAAACUCUUCAUUAGGAUUAUGAAGUUAUUGUCCUCAAUUGAUAGCAAAGAAAAGGCCAAGUUCUAUUCGACGAGCUCUUCUAAAUAAAGGCAUUAUCGACAACGGUUCGGCGGGUUCUGGCGGGUAAUUGCAGAAAAAGCUUUCUUUUUGUCGAAAACGCAUUCAAAGAAAUAUACUUCGUGGGUCAUGCCAAAAAAGAAUGAGUCCUAUAUCACCUAUGAAUUGUUCAACGAAAUUUACUUUUGUUGCAGUUGAUGUACUAUACUUGAAGUACUUAACUUUCAAACCACUAAAGUGCAUCAAGCGAAGAAAGGAAUUUUGGUUCAAGAACAGGUGAGUGUGACUCGGUCGGCACCUACGACAUUCACCCGUAAAGUAUGUCUUCAUUUAACCCUCACCGAGCCAGUAGCUAUAGAAGGGAAGGAUGUUUCCUGAACUGAUACCUAAGACUGUGGCACUUGAUGUAUAAUCAUCCACUUCCAAACAGAUCGUUCAAUUGACACGAACUCCAAUAAUAUAAUGGUCACUUCACAGUGGCUCGUACCUUGUGCCCACUGACGUCUCCAGACUCUUCAAAACUGACAUGAUGGUUUCAAACUCAAAAGAUUCUAGUUCUCGCUACGCUUAUGGUUUGAUACAAAUUCAUAUUGUAUGAAGAAAGCGUGUGUUGUUUCUCUUCUUAACCAUUAAAGGCAAGCCUGUUUGUAUUUUCAAGCAGUACCUGUGCCUUCAAACUGGUGGACAAUUCAAAGGGAUUAAUACUUUAUGGGAAGCCUCCAUAAAUUUUCCACACAAAAAGACAAAACAGCAAUUUAUAGAGUUAUCAAAACAAUGAAUUCGUCUACAUUCUAUAAGUUUUUGUCGCUCAUAGCUUUGGUGACGCUAAGGGAAUGCUGUGCAGUUAAAGGAGUAAAUCCAAUGGGCGACCUGGCGGUUAAUGACCUUCCAAAGUCGUUUCCGAAUCCGCCCGUACAGUUAAAUGGAGAGUUCAAUGCGACCUUUGCAAAAGAUAUCAUUUCAGCGAGUGUAGAAGAGGAAUUAAAGGCUGAGUUAGAAGAGGACCCAUUUAAGCAGUGGGAAUACAAAUCCAAGUGGCGUCAAAUGAGCGACUUGAAGCUAAACGGUGAGUUAAUGUCGAAAGCCAUUCAACCGGGCGAUGAAGGCAGGUUAAAGAAGGUUCUUAUAAAAGCAUUGGAAGGCCAACAAAUCAAUUUACUGGUCAUUGGAGGUUCGAAUAGCGCUGGAGGAAACUUAGGAGUGGACGAAAAAAGUUUGGACGGGUUGUACUUCAAAGUGUUCUCAAACUGGUGGAACAAUACUUUUGGUAAAGUCACGAAGGCGUUUGUAAAAGAAUACCAAGUGACGAUCGGGGGAACAGGAAGCUAUUUCUUCGCCUUUUGCUACAGAACGUUUAUACCAAAAGACAAAAAGAUCGAUAUAGUCUUGAUCGAAACAUCUAUUAAUUAUAACUUGAGAGGAAAGGCCGAAGCCUAUGAACAAUUAACUCGUCAAGUACUCGAGUAUCCGUCAGCGCCCGCGGUGCUAUACAUUAAUCUGGUCAGCGGUCUAGGUUUAGAUUCGGAGACUAACCAUGUUAUCAAUCCAUCAUGUAUUAACUUGGAAAAUUUUGGACAAGCCGAGCUAACACGCCAUUAUGAUAUAACGUCCUUCAGUUUGAAGGAAGUACUCUGUCGCAAGGAAAACGAUCAAUGGAGGGCAGUCAUCACCGAUGAGGCCGCAUCAGACGGUCGCCAUAUUGGCAUUAAAGCGCAUGCGAUGGUCGCCAUGAUGAUGAUAGAGUACAUACGCGGCGUGCUCAAGGAGGCUGUAGAAGAGGCCAAAAACACGUUUGGUGAUAGUAAGGUGUACAGUGUAAUUGAUUAUUCCCCUAUACCAGAACCUUUCUUCCUUCGACGCGAAACCGAAGCUCUGAAGCAACCGUUGUGUUGGACUGGAGUUACUCCGGACAUUUUCCAAGACCUCCAUCGCCCGAAUCUUCAAAUUAAAAUCGAGGAAAACGAAGGAUUCUCACCAUCUGGAAGUUUUCGCGAUCAAAAUGCGUCUGAUAAAGGUAAAAAUUCAAACUUACGCACAGACGCGCAAGGGGGAUGGGGUACGUGGCAGAUAUACAGCAGUUUAAAACUGCGCAUUUACGUUUCCCCGAUUAACUCUUCUCCCAACACACGCUCCGUGAUUCUAUUAACCAGGACUUCCGGUAGCGGCGGAAAGGCCAAGGUAUGGCUGGAUAACAAUGACAAAGAAGCUAUUUACAUUAAUACAAAAUCCAUGUAUGGACAGAAUCGGUUGGAUAGUAUUCAAACAAGAGUGGAGCCAGGCUUCCAUACAAUCAUGGUAAGAACUGUUUGCGAGGGAAAUUUCCUUGUCAGUGGAGUCCUGGUAGGACCACCAGACUUUGAAAGAAGAAAAGUGUUGUAAUUCACCCUUCCAUAGAGCAUAUCGCGCACGAAACAAUCUACAAAAUAAAUGGGGAUCUCUUGUAAAAUUUGAUUCGCGGAAUUCGCUCUGGUAAUAUUUAACAAAUAAAGAAGCCUCGACUG
This is a messenger RNA of Orbicella faveolata, 2693 nucleotides long. RefSeq lists its product as uncharacterized. NCBI's taxonomy places the organism in Eukaryota, Metazoa, Cnidaria, Anthozoa, Scleractinia, Merulinidae. The record is from RefSeq and is a predicted model, not a curated record.